AGAGCAGGGCUUCCAGUAGCUGAUGGUAUGGUAGGAGGAGUGGAGUGGAGCUCUUGCCUUGUUACUGAGGAAAUCUAUUUGUUUCUAGUAUUACUGGAUUUUUGGGGAAAAAUUUGUAGUCCUCCCCUUGAAAGGCAAAGGGGCUAGUUGUGCCAUUUGCCUGCACAGGAACCAUGAGGAGACAUAUGGUAACUUAUGCCUGGCAGCUCCUGAAGAAGGAACUGGGACUGUACCAGCUCGCCAUGGAUAUCAUCAUAAUGAUCCGAGUGUGUAAAAUGUUCCGCCAAGGCCUCAGGGGAUUCCGGGAAUAUCAAAUCAUUGAGACUGCUCACUGGAAGCACCCUAUCUUCUCCUUCUGGGAUGUAAGCAGUUGGGCUCAGCAGGAUUAUGAGGGCUCAAAGAAGCCCAAUAAAUUGCAUCCCACUUCCUGGCCUAAGCUCAGAACUGAGAAAGAAGACAAAAGGAAAAGCAGAUGAGAGACCCAAUGGUCACUUUUAUUAAUGGCCAUACUUCUGUUGGAGAGGGUGACUUACAUCAUCAACCAAGAGGUUUACCUAAUACUGAACCCCAGAUUUAGACAGCCUUACAUGCCUAGCCACAGGCAACGCUGGACCAAGGCAGGCUCCACUGCAACAGCAGGCCUGCUGCCAAAACUCAUGGCAGGGAAAGGUGGAGCAAAAUAUGGGCUGAGAGGGAAGGAGACAAUCAUGCCUAGUUUUUCUCUUUCCAAAUUCAUCAAAGAGUUUAAGUCACUCCUCAAUGUAAAAGGAGAGAGGCCAGUAGUGUUCUACUAAUACACCUCCCUCCAUGUGGAAAGAAACCUUGGGAGUAGAGAGGUGGUCUCCAUUUCAAUGGUGAUCAAAAGAGCCAGAAGCAAUCCAGGAAUCACAAUAACCAGGGUUUUCUAAAUGCCCACACGCUCUCUCUAUUCGCGUCUCUACUUUCUUUCCUACACCCCUACUUCGGUGCAGGGGCAUUUUCAGGGCUUUGUUCACUGCGGUGACCAUGUUUCUUUUAUUUUUUUGAGACGGAGUCUUGCUCUGUUGCCCAGGCUGGAGUGCAGUGGCGCGUCUUGGCUCACUGCAAGCUCCACCUCCCGGGUUCACACCAUUCUCCUGCCUCAGCCUCCCUAGUAGCUGGGACUACAGGCACCCGCCACCACACCCAGCUAAUUUUUUGUAUUUUUAGUAGAGACGGGGUUUCACCUUGUUAGCCAGGAUGGUCUUGAUCUCUUGACCUCGUGAUCCACCUGCCUCGGCCUCCCAAAGUGCUGGGAUUACAGGCGUGAGCCACCGUGCCUGGCCUGGUGACCAGGUUUCUAGAUUUCCUAGAAGGUCCCAAUUUAAAAUAUUUUAUCCCAGUGGUAGAUCAUGUGCCCUUCUUUAGCUCAGAAAAGUUGGUCACCCUUCUGCUAACUUGUUCUAGUUCCCCAGAGGUAUCUUCAUUGCUACUGGGUGUGUUGCUCAGGGCUUCAAAGUUUCCCCAGCAAUCACCUGGACAAAUCCUGCCCAUUUUUCUGUUGUUUCAGGAAUGACUAGAGCCAGUCCCCACUCCUCUGCAUCUAGUGAUUCACUCCAAGAAAUUUCCCUAAAGGGCUUCUGACAGAUAGUGGCCAAAGAAAGGGGGAUACGGGGCUGGUGAUGGGGGAAGGAAAGGCAGCCUUAAACUGGUUUCUGAGGGGCCAGCAGGUAAUAUAACUAGUGUGUAUGUAGCUGAGUUUAAGAUACAGCAGGCCAGCUGGAGAGGAAAGAUACACCUCAUCUAAAGACAUUCAGAUACAAAUAUUAUAUUUUAAGACCCUGUGCUGGCCAAACCAAACAAGGCUGCAGCCCUGUGGUUGGGCUGAGAUGAAAAACGAAUGGAGUAGAAGAACUGUAACCAAAAGACUCAGGUUAGCUCUCAGGAAGGACCUCCUGACUCUCAGGGUGGCAUGUAAUGGUGAUGCAAUGGGCCCUGGAGAUCAGAGGGCUUUGGUUACCAGAAGACGUGGCCUGAUGCAUGGGGCAGUUGGAAGCUAAGAUGCAGAGUCACUUGUUGUCAGGGGAAUGUGAGGCUAAGCCUAACCACAUUGGCCAGCCAGAGUGGCUUGAGCAGAGCAGAAGCCUCUCAAGGGCAGCCUAUAAGGGUCAUAGGGUUGUCAGGCGGAGCACUGGGCGGCUGGAGUGCAGGAUCAGGUGGGGAGCCCUAGACUGCUUCAGUAGAUGUGUGAAUCUGGAUGUUUCUGAGCACUGCCUCUUUCCUUCAGUAGUCUCCCUGAGAAGCACCACAUGGCUAUGCAAAGGAUAAACACGUUGUGGGGGCGAGACGGGUCUGAGUCUAAGGAACAAAUGACAUGUGGCUUGAGGCCACACUCCAGACACGGAAUUGGGUUUGCUGAAAGCCUUGAGUUGGGGUCUCAGCUAGACCACUGACUUGCUGUGUGAUCCUUGGGCAAGUUCCUUCACCAUCUCAGUCCUACAUGGAGCUUAAUAAAACCUGCUUUGUCCUGAUGACUAAAUGGAGUAAGGCAGGGAGGAUACACUGUGCUUGGCUCAUUAAAGACAUUUAACAAA
Messenger RNA from Homo sapiens (human), 2552 nucleotides. It is a transcript of the gene CNBD2, whose product is annotated as cyclic nucleotide binding domain containing 2. The coding region runs from base 174 to 476 and encodes 100 amino acids. Gene Ontology annotation, cellular component: cytosol. The record is from RefSeq and is marked validated. Gene Ontology annotation, molecular function: cAMP binding. NCBI's taxonomy places the organism in Eukaryota, Metazoa, Chordata, Mammalia, Primates, Hominidae. The transcript has 2 exons.